Messenger RNA from Medicago truncatula (barrel medic), 1935 nucleotides. Its product is annotated as F-box/kelch-repeat protein At3g23880. Gene Ontology annotation, molecular function: protein binding. The transcript is spliced from 3 exons. The record is from RefSeq and is a predicted model, not a curated record. NCBI's taxonomy places the organism in Eukaryota, Viridiplantae, Streptophyta, Magnoliopsida, Fabales, Fabaceae. Bases 343 to 1695 code for a protein of 450 amino acids.
UGCUUAAGGUUUAUACCAUAGUGCUUCCAACUUUCUACUUUUCUACUAUUGAACUGUUUUCAUAAGCUAUCCUGAAGUGAUUAUGGAAAAUAAGCAUAAAAUAUCUUAUAAACAUGUCAUAAGCUGUUUUCGUAAGCUCUCUCAGAAUGUCACAAGUGAUUACGCGAGUAGAUAAGUUCAAAUAAGUCAAAUCCAAACAGAAAUACUAGAAUCCAACAAUCGGUCUCUCUUUCUCUUGUUUUCUGUUAUGAAUUUGUUCUUUUAGGUUUCUAUUAUGAUUGAGCUUCAAUUAUAGUGAUUGGGUUUCAGGUUUUCCAUUUCAACAUCACAGACACUGCCCUAAUGGAUAUCCCUCCGAUUAAGAAACGUCGUCAGUCGAACGCGCCAUUGCUGCCGGUGUGCAUUCCCCGCGAACUCAUCGCCGAAAUCCUAUUGUUACUUAGCGUGAAAACCAUUGUGCGAUUCAAGUGUGUGAGCAAGUCAUGGAACACUCUCAUCUCAGAUCCAACUUUCAUCAAAAUGCACCUUAAGAAAUCUUCACAAAACCCUCACUUCAUACUCACGCCGUUUGAGAAAUACCGUAUGAGUACUGUCGUAUCCUUACCCGUGAGUCGUUUACUUGAGAAUCUGUCAAUCACUGUUGCCGGUGACACUUGCCAUAGUCUGACCAUGGGAAAUUGCCAGGUUGUUGGUUCCUGCAACGGACUACUUUGUUUGCUUUUCAGUACUACUUGCAGCCUACAAAAUUAUUACUGGUUCUGUUUUUGGAACCCUGCAACAAGGACAAUAUCUGAAGAUUUAGGGUUUUUUGUCGAUUCUAAGCCUUUAUUGGGCCCUUUCAAGUUCAGUUUUGGUUGUGAUCGUUUAACUGGAACUUACAAGGUAGUGGCGCUUCAUACAGGAAGAAAUGAAGAGAGAGAGUUAGAGAACGAAAGUUUAUGGAGAAGCAAGGUGGCAGUUUUUAGUUUUGGUGAUAAUUGUUGGAGAUAUAUUCAAAGUUUCCCUUUGGUUCCUCUUAUAUGGAAUGAUGGUGUGCAUUUGAGUGGAGCUAUUAACUGGUUGGCUCUUUCUGGCGACUUCGUAUCAAUUGAUUGUGGAGAAACAAGUAAAGCUUAUAUUCCUCUUGUUGAGCAAUUGGUGAUUGUUUCGCUUGAUCUUUCGACGGAGACAUACAGGCAGUUUUUGCUUCCUGCAGGUUUUAAGGAGGUGCCAUGCGUUGAGCCAUCUCUUCGGGUUCUGAUGGACUGCCUUUGCUUUUCACACGAUUUCAAGAGAACUGAAUUUGUGAUAUGGCAGAUGAAGGAGUUUGGAUCUCAAGAGUCUUGGACUCAGUUAUUUAGAAUUAAAUACAUUAAUCUUCAAAUCCAUAACCUUCCAAUCAAUGACAACUUGGAUUUACUUGGAUACAUGGAAUGUAAUAUUCCAUUGUUGCCUUUGUACCUUUCGGAGAACGGAGAUACGUUGAUAUUGUCAAAUGAUGAAGAAGAAGGAGUAAUUAUAUAUAAUCAGAGAGAUAAGAGAGUAGAGAAAACUAGAAUUUCCAACGAAAUAUGCUGGUCCUCUGCCUUUGAUUAUGUUGAAAGCUUGGUUUCGACACGUUGGAAGUCUGAAAAUAUAGAUGAAGAGAAAGAGGAAGUUGAAAAAGAAGAUGAAGAGGAUCAACUAAGUAGUGGCAUUGAUCUAGGGGUUGAUUAAUUGGAUGAUGUGUACUGGGUUAUUAUGAUCGAAGCUAAGAAGUUUUUACAGCCAACCACAGUUUUUGUCAUUGUGAUUUAUGACCUGGAUCUUUAAUUAUUUUGAAGUUGACAUAUGAACUUAUGUAUUAGCUUAUGUAAAUUGUUGUUCACUUGUUUCUACAGCUAGCCACGGUUGUUAUAUCUGUCAGUGUUAACAUUAAUCUUGCUCUAUGAAUGUUAGUUCUGUCGUUGCUUUGAA